This is a messenger RNA of Pieris napi, 1464 nucleotides long. Its product is annotated as cell surface glycoprotein 1-like. Lineage: Eukaryota; Metazoa; Arthropoda; Insecta; Lepidoptera; Pieridae. The coding region runs from base 124 to 1296 and encodes 390 amino acids. The transcript is spliced from 2 exons. The record is from RefSeq and is a predicted model, not a curated record.
AGAGGCCAUUAAAAUUGCUUUCCAUUUAAUUGUAAUCACUUAAGAAACAUAUUUAAACAUUGAUUUUCAAAAAAUUAUUCACUUGUCAAUUGAAAAUCCCAAAAACAACUUGACGCUGCAAUCAUGAAGAUCAAUAAAGUUAUUUUUGUUAUAGUAAUUACCACAUGUGUCAUAAACGGCCUGCCAGUACAAGACAAAAAUGAACCUGAAAAGCCUUCUGAGCCAGCCCAAGAUCAAAAGAAAUCGCCCGUAAAUAGCACAGAUGAAGUUAUUCUUAUACCUAUCAAUCUUCAAGAACUCAAAUCAGAUCCUGAGGCAAUAGUCAAGGAAGUUAAGGAUAUUCUAAAUUUUAUGAAGAGUAAAAAGGACAAUACUAACAACCCUAAUUCCUCUACAACUGAGGCAUCUUCUAAACCUAGUGAUGCUACAACUGAUAAGUCUUCUGAUAAACCAUCGAAUGAUACCACUAUAACUGCUAAACCAUCGGACAAACCGUCAAGUGCUGCAACCACCACUGCCAAGUCAGAUAAGUCAUCCAGCGAUGCCACUACCACUUCACAACCAUCAGAAAAACCAUCGAAUGAUGCAUCCACUGUUAAACCUUCGGAUAAGCCAUCAAAUGAUGCCACAACCACCUCCAGCCCAUCUGACAAACCAUCAAGUGACGCAACCACCACUGCGAAACCUUUAGAUAAAUCAUCUAACAAUGCCACCACUACUACUAAUCCCUCAGAUAAGCCAUCAAGUGACUCCACCACAACUGCUGCGCCGUCGGAUAAACCAAAAAGCGAUGCCAGUUCAACUGCUAAUCCUUCAGAUAAAUCAUCAAACGAUACUACUACAACUGCCAAGCCCUCAGAUAAAUCUUCAAAUGAUGCUACCACACCGGCCAAGGCGUCGGAUAAGCCAAGUGACGCAACAACGACACCUAAGUCUUCGGAUAAACCUUCGAAUGAUAGUACUUCAACUGCUAAGCCAGCAGAUGAAUCUUCAAGUGAUGCUAAAACUACUGCCAAGUCUUCAGAAAAAGCGACAAGCGAUGCUACUACAACUAACGACACUUAUACUACCGCUAAGCCAUCAGACAAGAAAUCAGAGGAUUCUACCACGAAGGGUCCAAAUAAAGACAAAGUUGAUUUAGAAAAAGAAAAAGAUGUCGCACCUGAAAGUGCAACGCAAAGUCCAGAAAAAGACUCCAAAAAUUCUACAACAAAGGCACCUCAAAAUAUUAUUAACGAAAAUUGUUAUUACUGUAUAAACGAAUAUUUCUUUGAUAAACCAGCGCCUAAGCACUAACAAAAAUGUAUCAUAUACUAUUUUCAUGUGCCCAGGUGCUUAGUUAGCCACUUCUACUUAGUUCACUAUAUAAUAAACUUAAUAGCAAUAACAUACAUUUAUUUUAUUCAUGUUAAAAGUCACGAUGUUGCAGAAAACAUAGCAACAUUUGCCAAUAUUUGGCAUGCA